GUUCGAACCGCGGCCGCCGCGUCCGAACCACACUCCGACCCACUCCGGUGCACGUCGCCGUCCCGCGAGAGCCAGACCAAGUGUCCGCCGGUGUGUUCGAGUGCUCCGCCACCGGGCUGUGUCCGUUUCCGUUGCCGCUUCCGCUGGACAGCCGCCGCCGACGACAGGUGCCAAAACGGCAAUAGGAAAAACCGAAAACACAUAACCCGGGCGCUCUCCGUUAUUAAACGCGUGUUUAACAAGUGGCAGAGUGCUAUGUUGCUAGUGAUGCUGUAGUGAUCCUCCGGAACCCGCUGAGUCGCCAUGUUGUCGUACAUGCUGCCGGUGGACGAGAAACCGCCCCCGGGCCCCGGCAAGAACCACUUGCAGCUGGCCCUGGGCGGCGAGCAUCACGUGGUCAACGGCAGGGCGACGUCGACGCCCAUGAGCAAGGACACGAGCGUCAGCAGUUUCGCCAGUGAUGCCACCACGGCGACAGCGAGUCACAGCUCCAUGACGCCCACCAGCACCAGCACCGACAAGGGCAAGCCCAAGUUGAUGGUGAAUGGGAAACAUCCUCUUAAAAGAGUUUCCUUUGGAAGUUCGAAGGGCUCAAUGGUGGAGACCCUCAUUUUCGAAAGCCCUGUACAAGAAGAACCCGAGCCAAGUCCAAUUCCAGAGAACGGUGACGCCAAUCCUUUCCCAGAGGACCAGGAUCAAACCGAAGCCGAACGGGAGAAAGUCCGGGUGAAAUUCUUCCAGCAGUCCAAGCCGCAGGAGGUCGACCUGCCGGAUGAGCCAGCCGUAUUCGCCGACACCGACUACAUGAUGGCGACGCAAGUGGUAAUGACCGAAUCGAAUCACGUGGUUUACACCAGAACUGAAAGUACUGAAAGCGGUUGGGACAACCCCUUCCGACCGGGCGGCGACCUGAGCCGCGAGGCGGACGAGAUCGUCGAGCUGAUAAAGGGCGGCAAACCGAUAACGCCGACGCCCGGCGGCCAAUCGCCGCCCCCGCUGCCGUCGCUGGACCAAACCGACGCCGACCAACACAACAACGUGACGCCGAACAACGUCGAGCCGACGCUGACCAAGGCCAGUCCGAACAAGGCGGCCGCCCUGAACGCCGCCCCGAAAAGUGCCAACGGCAACGUGAAAAACGACAAACCGUCGCCGCCGGGGGCGGUCGACGUGCAGAGGGGGACGAUCCGGCCGGACGGCGACGCCUCGCAGGUCGAGCACGUCACAAUAAAAAAGAAACCGAAGUGCAAGUGCUGUGUUAUACAAUAAUUGGUGACCCUCGAGAUAGCCAAUAGACUUGUUACUGUUAAAUAUUUCUAGGGUUAAGGAGUGAUGUAAAAAGUUUAAGUUGUUUAGUCCUUGUCUAGAGCAGUAAGAAACUCAUGUGAUAGAAAAUGGUUAUUUUUAAUAAAUAUCUGUCCCCCUUUUAGUUAUUACACUUACUCCUGCUGAAGUGUUGGCCAAUUAAUUGAGUUGUCAGUCAGUAAAGUACCAAGAAUUUUCAAUAAUUGUUUAUUGAAAAUGUCCAGUAAAUAUUCCUGACGCCACUCUUGGAACCACCAACAUGAUUUUGUACAGCCUCUCAUUUAACUUGUAUGAGAAACUGAUUGAUCUUAGUUUUACAGCAACAUUCACAGUCGAUUCAUCAAUAAAUUACCUUUAAAAUUUCCGUGCCAAAUUCCAAUCUAACGUCAGUUAUCACUUUGUACUUUUAUAUUGAUAUAUUUAGACCAAAAACUAAGACGUUACUUUCCCAUACAACGAAAACAUUUGAUGCCUUAAAGUAGUUAGACACCAUUUGUUAAGUAACUGUGUUUUAUCACUGACAAAAGAUUGAUAUUAAUAAAAGUGAUAAACAUGGACCAACUUAGUCUUUUUUCAUCUAAACAAGCUAAAAUGCUUUUUUAAAAAGCUUAAACCAGUCACACAAAUACUAUCUCUAGUGCUACAUUCAGUUCCAGUGAAAGCUUCAAACCAGAAUCUCGACUUAAAAAAAAAAUAAAAACGGAUCUUUGUGGUAUCUUUAAAUAAAAAUAAGGGUAGCUAACGGAAAUUGUUGUUUUAUUUUAAGUUAUCCAAUGCUGGAGCACCAAUUUAUCCGAUACGCACAUUUAUUAUUGUAAACUUGAAAGUUUUACUAGUACUAAUAGAGUAGUUUGUAUCUUUAUGUUGUGCUUUAAGAAUUAAAAUUAGAUUGUCGUGUACAUCUAUGAAAUUGUACAAUUUAUUAAAUUGUUUCUUUUUUAUUUUGUGGACAUCUAGUCAAAGAAACAAAGCCUUGCCAUUAGAUGGCAACUUUUUUCUUAUUUAGUGUUAUGUGUUAAAAAAACAUAAAAAAUACAAAAAAAAAAACAUUCCAAAUCUUAAUUUAUUUGAUAGUUUAAUGUUUACAAUAAUAAAUGUAUUUUAGUACCUGUCACAACGUCGCUUAACUUAAAAGUUAAAAUAAAACAGCAACAAAUUCUAUACAUAUGUUACAUACUAUAUAUAUAUACAUAAAUAUAUAAAUAUUAUAAGGAAUAUGAAGAAAUAGUAUUAACUUGGCUGAUGUGCGUUCAUUCUAAAUUAUUUCAUCAAUUAUAUUAAUACUUACUUAGUUUUAAGUAUUUUAUAUAAAAAUUAACCAACACCCACAUACUUUGUUUUAUAUAAAUAUAAAGAGAAUAAAAGUAUAAGUUACAAAAGUGUGUUUUUAUUGGAUUCAAGAACAAGCUGUUCUCUUGACAUUCAUUUAAAACAACGACAUAUCCGACUCCUCAAAUAAGACAGACUCAAUGCAACCUAAAACAUAUCUGAUCAUUCAGAGUUUCAGCCCUCAGAGAACAUCUUUUUCAGUCUUUAAUUGAGUGUACAAUACAGAUCCAAUGCGUUUAGCUUUUUUAGAGUGCGUCCACGUUGAGAGAGAGAGUGUAAAAUUAUUUUUAUAUAAGAGUUGAUGUACCUAAUUAAGUGUAAUAAUUGCCAUGCAACUUUGAGCCCCUACGUUGCGUGUGAUAAAGUCAAAUUUCCAUGGCAAGCAGCUUUGUUAAAACAAUAGGUGUUUGUGUGUCUGGCUAUAAAUAAAUAAAAAAAAUGAUGGAAAUCAAAAUAAAGAUUCAACAUUUUAUUUUGAUACGAGGUAACGUGAAAAGGACACCCAAAACAUAUUUUCAUUAGACUCAUUCGACAGUAUUGGGUGGUGAGAUUGUCUAUAUUUAAUAUUUUUAGAAGUAAUACUACUAUAACGUCCUUGAUUUACUUGGGUGGUGCGGCAAACACAUAAGUUUUAUUUAAUUUAUUAUUAUUAUUAAAGUUUCGUUGUCCAAUUUUAUAUAAUUUAUUUAUAUAUAUUUAUAUAUAGUAGGCUAAACUUUGACGCACCACUCUGUAUAAUAUGUGUAUGUAAAAAUUGCAGCUUCAUAUGCUUAAAGUGUAUAGAUAUUAGACUGUACAUUUCAUGAUGUUUAAUAUUUGUCUCCCACUUUUUUAACUGAUAAUUAUUACUAUAUUCAAUUUUAUUAAUUUUCUUUAUAAAGAAAAUAUUUUAUUUGUUUCGUGUAUUAUAUUGUAUUAUAAAUUAACCUAAUUUGUAUACAAAGCCACAAUAAAUAAUUUUGUGAUGUACACAA
Messenger RNA from Aethina tumida (small hive beetle), 3608 nucleotides. RefSeq lists its product as uncharacterized. The transcript is spliced from 5 exons. Lineage: Eukaryota; Metazoa; Arthropoda; Insecta; Coleoptera; Nitidulidae. The coding region runs from base 304 to 1269 and encodes 321 amino acids. The record is from RefSeq and is a predicted model, not a curated record.